Messenger RNA from Harpia harpyja (harpy eagle), 2201 nucleotides. It is a transcript of the gene RGS7, whose product is annotated as regulator of G protein signaling 7. Lineage: Eukaryota; Metazoa; Chordata; Aves; Accipitriformes; Accipitridae. The transcript has 18 exons. The record is from RefSeq and is a predicted model, not a curated record. The coding region runs from base 368 to 1939 and encodes 523 amino acids. Gene Ontology annotation, biological process: regulation of G protein-coupled receptor signaling pathway; G protein-coupled receptor signaling pathway; intracellular signal transduction.
GCCUCCCCGCAGUAAGCGCGGUCCCGCAGCGCUGCGCUGGCUGAGAGUCUUGCUGGAGGAUGUGAAGGGAUGGAGGAAGAGCUGCGGGGCCUCACCAGCCACGCUGCUGCUGCUGCUGCUCCUGCUGCUCCUGCUGCUCCUGCUGCUGCUCCUUCACCCUUCCCGAGGGCAGGGAGCAGGGCGCAGCGCAGAUCUGUAAGGCUCUGUGGGCAGAGAGGCAGCAUAUGCAAUAGUGGUUAAGUAAGAAGGAGAAGGAAAAAUAACAUCUGUUAUUUACCUUCUGCAAAUGGCUGUGUUUUGCCUAGACGUAUGAGCUCUCUCUAAAGCACUUCGUGCAACGUUCAAAAGCGGAUCAAAUCUGUGGGACAUGGCACAAGGAAAUAAUUAUGGGCAAAGCAGCAACGGGGUGGCUGACGAAUCCCCAAACAUGCUGGUGUACAGAAAGAUGGAAGACGUCAUAGCCCGCAUGCAAGAUGAGAAAAAUGGGAUUCCUAUUCGUACUGUCAAAAGUUUUCUUUCCAAGAUCCCCAGUGUCUUUUCUGGUUCAGACAUUGUUCAAUGGUUAACGAAGAACUUAUCUAUAGAAGACCCAGUGGAAGCUCUACACUUGGGAACACUGAUGGCAGCACAUGGCUAUUUCUUUCCAAUCUCAGACCAUGUUCUAACACUAAAGGAUGAUGGCACCUUUUAUCGAUUCCAGACACCCUAUUUUUGGCCAUCAAAUUGUUGGGAGCCGGAAAACACAGACUAUGCCGUUUACCUCUGCAAGCGGACAAUGCAAAACAAAGCAAGGCUAGAGCUAGCAGACUAUGAAGCUGAGAGUUUGGCCAGGCUACAGCGAGCAUUUGCUCGGAAAUGGGAGUUUAUUUUUAUGCAAGCUGAAGCACAAGCAAAAGUCGACAAGAAGAGAGACAAGAUAGAGAGGAAGAUUCUUGACAGCCAGGAGCGAGCAUUCUGGGACGUACACCGCCCGGUGCCUGGAUGCGUAAACACUACUGAAGUGGAUAUAAAAAAAUCUUCAAGAAUGAGAAAUCCACAUAAAACAAGAAAGUCUGUCUAUGGCUUACAAAACGACAUUCGAAGUCACAGCCCUACCCACACACCAGUACCAGAGACUAAGCCACCCACAGAAGAUGAACUACACCAAGAGAUUAAGCACUGGCAAAUGCAAUUAGACAGACAUAGAUUAAAAAUGUCAAAAGUUGCAGAGAGUCUAUUAGCUUAUACAGAGCAGUAUUUGGAAUAUGAUCCUUUUCUUGUGCCCCCUGAUCCCUCAAACCCUUGGAUAUCAGAUGACACCACUUUCUGGGAACUGGAGACAAGCAAAGAGCCAGGACAGCAGAGGGUGAAACGAUGGGGGUUUGGCAUGGAUGAAGCUCUGAAAGACCCUGUGGGAAGAGAGCAGUUUCUCAAAUUCCUGGAGUCAGAAUUCAGUUCAGAAAAUUUAAGGUUCUGGUUAGCAGUAGAAGACCUGAAGAAGAGGCCUAUCCGUGAAGUUCCUGCUCGCGUCCAAGAAAUCUGGCAAGAAUUUCUUGCUCCAGGUGCACCCAGCGCUAUCAAUCUAGAUUCAAAAAGUUAUGACAAAACUACGCAGAAUGUAAAGGACCCUGGAAGAUACACAUUUGAAGAUGCUCAGGAGCACAUUUACAAACUGAUGAAAAGUGAUUCUUAUCCUCGUUUUAUACGAUCCAGUGCCUACCAGGAGCUGCUACAGGCCAAGAAAAAGUUGGAAAACACUCUGGAUCGUCGAACAUCUUUUGAGAAAUUCACACGCAAUGUGGCAUUACAGACUCCGAGGGACUCUCUAGCCUUUCGAUGCCUCCAUUUCGAAAACUGUCUGCUCACUUCCUCCUUCAUAUCAAGCUGGAUCUGUGUCUUUUUAUUUUCUGCAAGCUCAAGUACAGUGAAAAAAAAGCUUCUGCUAGGCACAGUUUAUUAAAAAAAUACGUCAAUCAAAAACUGGAAGAAAUGUAAAAAAUGCAUAUAUUAAUAAAUAUACAUAUGGCAUCACAUUUAUUGCACAAUAAAUUAGCACAGAAGGUUUCAUUUCACUGAUGUAUUCACAUUGAGAAAGAAAGCCUGUGUCUUUGUCUGUUGUCUGUAUAUUCUCUGUUAAUGUUUCUUGCAUUUAUUUUUAUACCAUAUUUAAAAAAGAACACCUUUUACUCCAGAUGUAUUAAAGUUGAUCCUUUCUCUGUAAA